AUGGUAUUUAUGAAGAACAACAGUGAUGUGUUUGUAAAUGCAAGUGACUUUAUUCCUGACCAAUAUUUGGCUGCAGUGGAACUUUUCAAAGGUUAUCCGGAUUGGUUGAUGAAGUUUGCAACGGCGUGUUGUAUUAUCUUCAUGCUGAUUGGAAUACCGGGGAACAUCAUCACAAUAUUGGCGUUGGCGCGCUACGAAAAAGUGCGUAACGCGACAGCAAUUUUUAUAAUGAGUCUAUCUUGCUCCGAUCUGUUCUUCUGCUGUUUUAACUUCCCACUCGCCGCUUCAACGUUCUGGCAUCGGUCUUGGAAAUACGGCGGGCUGAUAUGCCGCUUGUUUCCUCUAGCAAGAUACGCCUUGGUCGCCAUAUCUAUUUUUACGAUCUUGGCUAUCACUAUCAACAGAUAUGUCAUGAUUGCUCAUCCAAGAUUUUAUCCCAAGUUGUACAAGUACCGAAAUAUAGCAAUAAUGCUAAUCGGUAUAUGGAUAUUCCCGUUUGCAGUUACCACAGUAAUAUGGUUCGAGAAAUGGGGAAGAUUUGGAUUAGACGCUGGUAUCGGCUCCUGCUCUAUACUUCCAGAUAAAAAUAAUGUAUCGCCGAAAACUAUUGUGUUUCUAACGGCUUUUAUAUUACCGUCUAUAGUAAUAUCCAUUUUGUAUGCAAGAAUAUUUUUUAUCGUUCGAAAAGCAACGAAAAAAACUUUGAAAACGAAUAAGAGAUUACCAGAACCGGAGGAAGAUUCUUCAGCUGAUGUAUCUUCCUCUGUUUUAGCGCGAAUAACAGCCGACAGUAGUACCAAUUACGUCGUAGAACAAACCAAAGACCCUCAAAUUUCACUCAGGAUCGAACCAAGUCCGCCACUUCAGCGCUGUGCUACUUUCAAAGUAGACACUAGAGACGACAUCGUAAGACACUCGGAAGAGCUAAAACAAGAACCUUCGAGGUUACGAAGAACCAGACUAAGAAAAUCUAUGGCCCUUCUCAAACUUUCACUACCGACGCGAAAGGAUAGAAGAUUAGGAACUAUGAUAAUUGCUAUAAUGAUAACAUUUUGGUUGUGUCACCUACCCAUAACAAUUACGAAAGUUUUGCACGAAAUUAAACCUCAUCCCGUAUCUAAUAUAGCGGCCUACGUUCUUUUGUUUUUAUCCUCUAGUAUUAAUCCUGUCAUUUACGUGGUUAUGUCAAAUGAAUAUAGAAAAGCUUACAAGAACUUAUUUAGGCGGCGAAAUAAAGCCUCAUUAUCUUUAAGAAAAAUCUGA
Molecule: messenger RNA, 1263 nt
Organism: Melitaea cinxia (Glanville fritillary)
Lineage: Eukaryota; Metazoa; Arthropoda; Insecta; Lepidoptera; Nymphalidae
Product: G-protein coupled receptor moody-like
Exons: 3
Coding region: 1-1263 (420 amino acids)
Biological process (GO): G protein-coupled receptor signaling pathway
Cellular component (GO): membrane
Molecular function (GO): G protein-coupled receptor activity
Source: RefSeq, a predicted model, not a curated record